AAAGUUGAGAGGGACCGAGAUGGGCGAGUUAGGCUGCACGACACGCCCGCAGCCCAGGAGGUGGGGCCGCGGCCGCCGGGGCGAGUUUCCUCCCGGCCCACGCCGCCUCCGCCCGCCACGUGACCCGCCGUGUUGUGGUCCGGCCCGCGUGGGUGGCGGGAGCGGCGGGAGGGCGGGGGCGGCCGGGGGGCGGGUCACGUGACGGGGUUUAAAUCUCCCGCAGCCCGAGCCGCGGGGGCGCCAGUGCCGCUAGUCGAGCGGGAGCAGAGGAGGCGAGGCAAGAGGGCCAGAGAGGCAGUUGGAAGAUGGCGGACGAGGCGGCGCUCGCCCUUCAGCCUGGCGGCUCCCCCUCGGCGGUGGCGGCCGAGAGGGAGGCCGCGUCUCCGCCCGCCGGGGAGCCGCUCCGCAAGAGGCCGCGGAGAGACGGUCCGGUCCUCGGGCGGAGCCCGGGCGAGCCCGGCGGGGCGACCCCCGAGAGUGAGGUGCCGGCCGCGGCCGGGGGCUGCCCGGGGGCGGCGGCGGCGCUGUGGCGGGAGGCCCAGCCCGCGGGCGGGGAGCCGGAGGCCCCGGGGGCGGCGGCGGCGGCGGCGGCCGGAGAAGAAGACAAUGGGCCGGGCCUGCAGGGCCUCUCCGGGGAGCCGGCGGCGGCCGAAGACUUGGACGACGACGACGAGGGCGAAGAGGAGGAAGAGGCGGCGGCGGCGGCGAUUGGGUACCGAGAUAACCUUUUGUUUGGUGAUGAAAUAAUCACUAAUGGUUUUCAUUCCUGUGAAAGUGAUGAAGAUGAUAGGGCUUCACAUGCGAGCUCUAGUGACUGGACUCCAAGGCCAAGGAUAGGUCCAUAUACUUUUGUUCAGCAACACCUCAUGAUUGGCACAGAUCCUCGAACGAUUCUUAAAGAUUUGCUACCAGAAACAAUUCCUCCACCUGAAUUAGAUGACAUGACACUGUGGCAGAUUGUUAUUAAUAUCCUGUCAGAACCACCGAAAAGGAAAAAAAGGAAAGAUAUUAAUACAAUUGAAGAUGCUGUGAAAUUACUGCAAGAGUGCAAAAAAAUAAUAGUCCUAACUGGAGCUGGGGUUUCUGUUUCUUGUGGAAUACCUGACUUCAGGUCAAGAGAUGGUAUUUAUGCUCGGCUUGCAGUGGAUUUCCCAGAUCUUCCAGAUCCUCAAGCAAUGUUUGAUAUUGAAUAUUUCAGAAAAGAUCCGAGACCAUUCUUCAAAUUUGCAAAGGAAAUAUAUCCUGGACAGUUCCAGCCGUCUCUCUGUCACAAAUUCAUAGCUUUGUCUGAUAAGGAAGGAAAACUACUUCGCAACUACACUCAAAACAUAGAUACACUGGAACAAGUUGCUGGAAUCCAAAGGAUAAUUCAAUGUCAUGGUUCCUUUGCAACAGCAUCUUGCCUAAUUUGUAAAUACAAAGUUGACUGUGAAGCUGUACGAGGAGAUAUUUUUAACCAGGUGGUACCUCGAUGUCCUAGGUGCCCAGACGAUGAACCACUUGCUAUCAUGAAACCAGAGAUUGUCUUUUUUGGUGAGAAUUUACCGGAACAGUUUCAUAGAGCCAUGAAGUAUGACAAAGAUGAAGUUGAUCUCCUCAUUGUUAUUGGGUCUUCCCUGAAAGUAAGACCAGUAGCACUAAUUCCAAGUUCCAUACCCCAUGAAGUGCCUCAGAUAUUAAUUAAUAGGGAACCUUUGCCUCAUCUGCAUUUUGAUGUAGAGCUUCUUGGAGACUGUGAUGUAAUAAUUAAUGAAUUGUGCCAUCGGUUAGGUGGUGAAUAUGCCAAGCUUUGUUGCAAUCCUGUAAAGCUUUCAGAAAUUACUGAAAAGCCUCCACGAACACAGAGAGAGUCGGCUCAUUUGUCAGAUUUGCCACCCACACCACUUAAUUUUUCGGAAGACUCGAGCUCCCCAGAAAGAACUUCCCUACCAGAUUCUUCAGUGACUGUGACAUUUUUAGACCAAGCAGUUAAGAAUGAUCUUGAAUCAAAAGAUUGUACUGGUGAAAAGUCACAGGAACUACAGACCACUUCGAGGAGUACUGGAAGUGUUACUGAUCAGGCCAGUCCAGAGCUGAAGAAUGUUAUGUCCAGCACUGGGGAGAAGACGGAAAGAACUUCUGUUGCUGACGCAGUGAGGAAGUGCUGGCCUGCUAGACUUGCAAAGGAGCAGAUCAGUAAACGGCUCGAUGGUAACCAGUACCUGUUUUUACCACCAAAUCGUUACAUUUUUCAUGGUGCUGAAGUGUAUUCAGACUCUGAAGAUGACGUCUUAUCCUCUAGUUCUUGCGGCAGUAACAGUGAUAGUGGAACAUGCCAGAGCCCAAGUUUAGAAGAACCCAUGGAGGAUGAAAGUGAGAUUGAGGAAUUUUACAAUGGUUUGGAAGAUGAUGCUGAUGCUACUGAGAGAGCUGGAGGAACUGGAUUUAGAGGUGACCCGGAGGCAGUGAAUGAGGCGAUACCCACAAAAGAGGAGCCGACAGACAUUAACUGUCCGUGAAAUAGACCCUGACUGAACUGUGCAGGUACAGGAACUGGUCCACCAGCAUAUUAGGACUUGUAGCAUGUCAAAAUGAAUGUUUACCUGUGAACUCAGUAGAGCAAGGAAGUCAGAAAGGAAUAAUAUUUAUAGACUGGUGAAAAAAAGUUUCUCAUGGGUGAUUUUUAACUUGCUUAUUUCUGUACUUGUACACUCAACACUAACUUUUUUUUUAAGGUACUAAGUAUCUUCAGUCAGCUGUUAAGACUUUGUUUUAAAGCUUCAUUUGUAUGAUACAUUCACAUGUAUAUAUAAUUUUGUUUUUGCUUAGUGCGUUUCACCAUUUUAAAGUUUUCGAAAAGCCAUUGGGAUGUUAAUGUAAAGGGAACAGCUUACCUAGACCAAAGAAUGGUAUUUUCACACUUUUCUUUAUAACAUUGAAUGAUUUGAAAUUCUCAGAUCUCUGUUCUGCUGAACUUCUGAUUCUUUAUUAGCACAAUUACCUAUUUUUAAACACUGGCAUUUUUCCAGAACUUGUGGCAGCUAACUUUUUAAAAAUCUCCUGACAUGCAGUGUGAGUGGAAGAAAGUCAACAGUAUGUGGGAGGCACUGAGUUGUCUUUGCUUCUUAAAGGAAACUUGAUGCUAAGAAUUUCAGGAAAAUUGUAUUGCUCAAAUGAAGAUGGCUUUUGUACUUCCUGUGGACAUGUAGUGAUGUCUAUAUUGGCUCAUAAAACUAACCUGAAAAAACAAAUAAAAGCUUUGGAAAUGUUUUGAUUGCUUUAGAAACAGUAGUGCCUGCCCUGGGACCCCGUAGUUUUGAGAACAUUUGCCAUUGUUGCUAAAUACCUAUCACUGUGCUAGUGCUGGCAUUGACCCCUUUCCACAAGUAUUAAAGUGCCAAGAUGUGAACACAUAAAGCCCUGAUGAAUCUAAGAACAGUCUUUCCGCUGGGGAGAGUGUAGUAACGUGGACUGUUGCUUUUCUUUUUCCAUUAAUGAGAAUGACAGCUCCAUGAUUAUGGUUCCAAGUUAUUAGAGGUUAACUAUAAUCAGCCAGUAAGUACAUGUCUCCAUUUGAGAGGAUUUGGUGUGACCUCACCUGCUAGCCUGUUAUUCUGGAGAUGAACAUGUGAACCUGUAUAGAACAGUUUAUGAAACGAGGUCAUAACUAUAAUGUGUUUAUUCAAAAGCUUAGCUUGCCAUGGUAAUAGCCGCAGAAGUUUCUAACCUUUCAAAAGGUCAGACUUUAUAGUAUCUCACAGUAAACUUUGAUUUUCCUGACCAUUUCCAAUAUUGAUACCAAAUUAUAAAGUAUUCCUGUGUUACUUUAGUAUUUAUUACAGUUUUUAAAAGGUUUGAAAUGUAGCUGUCAUUUAAGCAUAAGUAACACGCUAGAACCGUUCCUGCGAGAGAAGAAAACUUGACCAUUUCCCUGCCUAGAAGAUAAUCUCCAUCUGUAUUUGGCUCCAAGAAAGAAUGGAGUACGUUUAGCUUUGCUUUUGCAUGGGUGUGUGUGUGUGUGUGUGUAAGCGAGUGUGUGUGUGUGUAAGCGAGUGUGUGUGUGUGAGUAAGCGAGUGUGUGUGUUGAUAUUUUAAAUUGAAAAAAAUUUGUUUUAAAUUAUUUUUACAGUGAAGACUGUUUUCAGCUUUUAUAUUGUACAUAGUCUUUUAUGUAAUCUACUGGCAUAUGUUUUGUAGACUGUUUAAUGACUGGAUAUCUUCCAACUUUUGAAAUACAAAACCAGUGUUUUAUACUUGUACACUGUUUUAAAGUCUAUUAAAAUUGUCAUUCAACUUUU
Erinaceus europaeus (western European hedgehog) is the source of this 4277-nucleotide messenger RNA. It is a transcript of the gene SIRT1, whose product is annotated as sirtuin 1. Bases 306 to 2498 code for a protein of 730 amino acids. The transcript is spliced from 9 exons. The record is from RefSeq and is a predicted model, not a curated record. Gene Ontology annotation, molecular function: NAD+ binding. NCBI's taxonomy places the organism in Eukaryota, Metazoa, Chordata, Mammalia, Eulipotyphla, Erinaceidae.